UUUAUGUAACUUGACAAAAUUACCCCACUUUUGACGCACCCUAUAUAAAAACCUAAACCCUAAGUCGCACCUCGCUUGCUGCAACUCUUCACUCGUAUCGCACUCAGAACCGCCGCUGCCAUUUUUGCUGUGAGUGUCUUGAAUUUGUAAGGAUGGUGAGAGUUAGUGUCCUAAACGACGCCCUUAAGAGCAUGUACAAUGCUGAAAAGAGGGGGAAAAGACAGGUCAUGAUUAGGCCAUCUUCAAAAGUUAUCAUCAAGUUCCUUAUGGUUAUGCAAAAGCAUGGUUAUAUCGGUGAGUUUGAGUACGUCGAUGACCACAGAUCUGGUAAGAUCGUGGUUGAGUUAAAUGGACGCUUGAACAAAUGUGGGGUUAUCAGUCCUCGUUUUGAUGUUGGUGUCAAGGAAAUCGAGCCCUGGACUGCAAGACUUCUUCCAUCUAGACAGUUUGGUUACAUUGUGUUAACCACAUCGGCUGGAAUCAUGGAUCAUGAAGAAGCUAGGAGAAAGAAUGUUGGUGGUAAGGUGCUCGGUUUCUUCUACUAAGGCUUUUGAGAUUUGAGGGAUUUUCCUUGAAAAUUUCAUAUUAGGGUAGAGAGUGAACGGAGUCAUGUUUAUGUUUUGAGAUUGGAUUUUGUUUAACGGGAUCAUGAUUUGUGUUGAUUCGUCAUUUUGGGUUUUGGUUUUUGGAUUCUGCUAUAAUGUGUUUUCAUACUACUUGUGUAUGCUUGCAA
Helianthus annuus (common sunflower) is the source of this 733-nucleotide messenger RNA. Its product is annotated as 40S ribosomal protein S15a. The record is from RefSeq and is a predicted model, not a curated record. The coding region runs from base 153 to 545 and encodes 130 amino acids. Gene Ontology annotation, cellular component: cytosolic small ribosomal subunit; ribosome. Gene Ontology annotation, biological process: translation. The transcript is spliced from 4 exons. Lineage: Eukaryota; Viridiplantae; Streptophyta; Magnoliopsida; Asterales; Asteraceae. Gene Ontology annotation, molecular function: structural constituent of ribosome.